UGUCAACGAGGAACAAAUUGAGUUGUUUCGAUAGGAGAACAGGUUUUUAAAGUGUAAUUAUUCCAGCCAGUUUUCGAGGACUCUAUGCAACAUUGAACGAUUGCAAACUGCCAACCGAGUCUACAGAUCAUGCUGAUGACCAGUAAUGCUGUGUCAGUGUGUGUCGGUGUUAGAAAUAUAUACUCGUAUGCGAGAAAACGAGAUAACGAGAACGACUGCUGCGGUUCGCGAAAUAGAGUAAAUUUUUUGGUGAAUUUGAUCGAUAGAUGACCAUAAUUAACGUAGCAUGUUCGGGUCACAGAACCAUGUUAGCUACCAUUUUCGCGGCUGCUGUUGUGACGUACCAGUGCCCGGUCGAGGGUCUGUUGUGGCCGAAUUCCGAAGAUGUCAUGGUGGAGACGAAGAUGUCUACGCCUCAGCUGAUAGACAGCAAUAAUUAUCCAGUUGAAGUUCACAAUGUCACCACCGAAGAUGGAUACAUUCUCACAUUACACCGAAUACCAUUUGGACGUGGCCUAUCUUACGACGAACGAAGACCAAUUAUAUUUCUGAAUCAUUGUAUUUUAUGCAGUUCAGCUGUUUUCAUUUUGACUGGACCAGAAAAAGCAUUAGGUUACAUUUUAGCGGACUACGGCUACGAUGUUUGGAUGGGUAAUGCACGAGGUUCGGUGUAUUCUAAAAAACACGUCAAACUGUCUUCGGAGAAUUCCAAGUAUUGGCAAUUCAGUUGGCACGAGAUGGGCGUCUACGAUCUUCCAGCAUCCAUCGAUUACAUUCUCGCAGCAACCAAACAAAAAGAUUUAAUUUACGUGGGACAUUCCAUGGGCACGACGAUGUUCUACGUUAUGGCUUCUGUAAGACCUCAGUAUAACUCGAAAAUACGUCUGAUGAUCAGUUUAUCACCUGUUGCUUACAUGGGACAUAUUAAAAGCUCUGUAUUUCGAGUUCUCUAUGGACCUUUGGGUAGAAUUAUGAAUACCGCCGGUCUAUACGAAUUUAUUCCUAAUGGAAGAUUAAUUACCGAUUAUGGAAGCCAGCUGUGUUACGAUAAAGCCAUAACUCAGUAUAUUUGUAAGAAUAUCCUCUUCCUUAUCGCUGGUUAUGAUUCCCAGCAAUUAAAUAAAACGACAUUACCAAUCAUAUUUAGUCACAUUCCGGCAGGAACUUCAACCAAUAGUUUAGUUCAUUACGGGCAAAGUGUUGAAACAGGCGAUUUUCGUUGGUUCGACUGGGGUUCACUGCAUAAUCUCAAACUAUACAGAAACAAGAUACCCCCUGCGUACAAUUUAAGGAAGAUCAGCGCUCCAGUGGCUUUAUUUUGGGCUCAGAAUGAUUGGCUUUCUCAGAAAGAGGAUGUAGUCAAACUGAUUGAUAAGUUACCGAAUGUUGUGGAUAAGUAUAAAGUACCUUUGUCAUCUUUCAAUCAUAUGGAUUUUUUGUUCGCCAUCGAUGCCAAGGAUUUAGUGUAUAAAAGAGUAAUCAAACUUUUGAAUAAAUUCUCUGCUUUGAAUAGCACUCUCCUAGUUUAAUUCGAUGAAUCAAUCUCAUUAAUUUUUAAUCUAGCGAUAGCGAAAUAAUGCACCUAUGUUACCUGGAUGUUCGUACCUUUAAGAUUAUGAUUUAAAUAUGUUUUUUGUUUGACUGUUUUUACGUGUUAAUUUUAUAAUUAUAUUAUACCUUCGUGCUCGCAAAAUUUCAUGUUAUUGUUCGGUUUGUGACAAAAGUACUCUCACGAUGCCUAUUUUUUUUCUCAAUUCUGAAAAUGUUGACGUUCAGUCUUCUUGUAUGUGUAUUUAAUUUCUAUUUCUCGAAUGUGCUGAAAAAGUUGAUUUGUUAUUGGAUAAGUAGUAAGUACCUAUCUACUUCAGAAUGUAAAUGCAUGAGUGAAGAUAACAUGCAAGUGAAUGUA
Molecule: messenger RNA, 1909 nt
Organism: Planococcus citri (citrus mealybug)
Lineage: Eukaryota; Metazoa; Arthropoda; Insecta; Hemiptera; Pseudococcidae
Product: lipase 3-like
Exons: 8
Coding region: 267-1529 (420 amino acids)
Biological process (GO): lipid metabolic process
Molecular function (GO): hydrolase activity, acting on ester bonds
Source: RefSeq, a predicted model, not a curated record